GUAACAGAUCCUCGUUAACCAAUAAUAAAGGCAUGGUAGCAGUCUGACUUGGACACCCUUAAGACAACGCCGUUCGCUGCGAUUGUUGCGGAGGGACAAAGCGAUGGGCGCCUUCACGGAGACAGCUGUGCCAAUUUUCGGCAACAUCCUGGCAACGGCAAUGCUUUUGUCUCCUUUUCCGGCAGUGCUCCGGCUCCGGCAGACGGGCAAGCUGAUGGACAUCAACCCGCUACCUUACCCUAUGACAUGCAUAAAUGCGGCGGGGUGGGUUGCGUACGGCUAUGCUGUCGCAAACCCGUACAUUUUCCCAGCGAACAUCAUCGGCUUCCUGGCUGGUAUGUUCUUCACGUUGACCGCUUUCUCAUGUGCACCUCAAAAGCUGCAAGACCUGAUUACGGGGCUACUGGUGGCGGGCUCUGGAUACUUCAUCAUGCUGGGCCUUAUCUCUUGCUUUGGGCUAGCCCAGACGGAGUCGCAGCGCAUGUGGGGCAUCAGCGCAGUGGCCAUCCUGAUGUGCUACUACUUCGUGCCCCUGUCCACCAUGGUCUCUAUAGUGCGCACCCGCAACGCUGCCUCCAUCUACCCCCCCCUGGCGGCCACUGCCAUCGCCAACGGCUCCAUGUGGACCAUAUACGGACUAGCGGUAAAGGACAUCAACCUAUGGCUGCCUAACAUGUUUGGUGCCGUGAUCGGCGCCGUACAGUUAAUACUGCGGCUGGUAUAUGGCGCUCGCUCUGUGGGCGAUGCACCGGCGGUUACAGUGGCGGACGAGGAAGCAUUCGUAGUAGUCCACAAAGGUGCGGGGGCCCCAGUGGAGGACCGGAUGGACUCUGGAACCAACCUGCUAAGACCCGGACAUGUACGCAGCUCCGGACAGGGAGCUACCGGGCCGACAGGGCCAGGAGGGGCAGCGGAGCCGACCGCCAACAGUGGCGCUACAAGCCGCCACUGGUCUGAUGACGCCAGCGCUGCAUCGCCGGCGUCCCCAUCAGACCCCGGGCAGAGUGGGACAGCCCAGCCAGCGGGCGGGCCUCUAACAGCAGCACCAUGA
Volvox carteri f. nagariensis is the source of this 1051-nucleotide messenger RNA. RefSeq lists its product as uncharacterized. Gene Ontology annotation, cellular component: membrane. The transcript has 6 exons. Lineage: Eukaryota; Viridiplantae; Chlorophyta; Chlorophyceae; Chlamydomonadales; Volvocaceae. Gene Ontology annotation, molecular function: sugar transmembrane transporter activity. The record is from RefSeq and is a predicted model, not a curated record. Bases 104 to 1051 code for a protein of 315 amino acids.